CAUACACUUUUGGCGGGAUACGUUGUUCUGCAAACUUUCGACUGUAAAGUCGUCUCUUUUCAUUUGRAUUUCUUCAUUUCUAGACAGCGCUAUGGCUUUAGAAGAUGACUGGGCUUACUGUACGAUGUGUCGAUCUGCAAGACAAGGAAUGACAACAUUACAUCGUGCYUCAUUAAGAAAAGUUGAAUGGCCUGAACAGACAAUGCAGCCAUUCCUUAUUUCAGAGGAACCAUCGUCUCCUGCUAGUAUUGAAGAUGCAUUUGAUACAGUUUUACAGUACAUGAAUGUUACCAGUCAGCAGUGUAAGCGAUACUACAGAGGUCGASCAGGAUGCAGCCCUCCAGACAGACAUCACAUCAACAGAUUCCAUAAACCACAGUAUUCAUCUCCUACCUACAGGAACCCUUUGCAAAAGUCAGAAGAUGUUCACGUAGAGGUAGUUCCUGGAAGUUAUGCUGUGACAGCAGGCCGCUGGGGUGCUGCCAGGGAACAUACGCAUGUUGUUCGUAUUGAGCCAGGACAAACUGUUGAUCUGGCCUUUGCUAUAUAAUAACCCUAUUAAGGGAUAGCACUGCAAAUUGUCAAAUGGAGAUUGCAUAGCAAAAAUGAACGAAAUGUAAUGUAUACAUCACUCUAAUAACAAUGUUCAGAUAAUAGUAGUAUUGUAAAUAUAAUUUCUUAUUGGACAUUCAUUUGAUUUUUUUUAUUUUGAUUAGUUCAUUUUGUUUGUGCAAUUUCCUUUUCAAAUUUGCUUMAAAAAGUCUCUUCUCUAUAAUUGUAGUGAUAUUUUUGAACCAAGUUUUGUAUAUAGAUAUUCUCAUUUUCUAGUUUCAUAGAAGCCAUAGUAUAUAGAACUAUGAUAAAAUCCCAUUAGCAUCUGAUGUUCACAAGAAGUUUUCUCUAUCUGCAUUGUAUGUAGUGUAAUAAUAUUUUUAGACAUAAUAUAUAUAAUAUUUUUUUCCUAUAUCUCAGUCAUGGCACAUUCUUUAUCUGUUCUUCAUAUUCCAGACAUUUAUUAUUGAUUAUUGAAAUAUCACCUAAAUGAAUAAUGUAUAUC
This is a messenger RNA of Exaiptasia diaphana, 1057 nucleotides long. Its product is annotated as A-kinase-interacting protein 1. Gene Ontology annotation, cellular component: nucleoplasm. NCBI's taxonomy places the organism in Eukaryota, Metazoa, Cnidaria, Anthozoa, Actiniaria, Aiptasiidae. The record is from RefSeq and is a predicted model, not a curated record. The transcript has 5 exons. The coding region runs from base 92 to 550 and encodes 152 amino acids. Gene Ontology annotation, biological process: regulation of non-canonical NF-kappaB signal transduction.